Molecule: messenger RNA, 474 nt
Organism: Mytilinidion resinicola
Lineage: Eukaryota; Fungi; Ascomycota; Dothideomycetes; Mytilinidiales; Mytilinidiaceae
Exons: 2
Source: RefSeq, a predicted model, not a curated record
UCCCAAAACGCCGACAUCCAUACUGGCAAUGCUAACGUCGCCACUAUCACUGCGAAGGCAAUCCGAGACGUACAUAAGCGCCUUCACACCACGGUCAGAAGCCGACCAUCCGCUUCCCAACGCGGAAGAGACGCUAUCGACUACGCGAUCGAAUGCAUGAGCAAGCAAAAGAUGUGGUUCCUAAACUACAAGAGUAGGAAACACAGCAUCAUGAGCUUAGUCUACAAUCUCGUGACUCAGCAGGACGCAGCCAACAACUUCGAAAUCGCGAAGGAUAUGAAGACGGAUAGUACGAGUAUGAACUCGAUCUCUGCGCUUACUAUGGCGUUUCUUCCGGGCACGUUUGCUGCUAGCGUGCUUAGCACCAACAUUUUCUCUACCAAAGGCCACAAGAUCGAGGUCUCGGCGAUUUGGUGGCUAUGGACUGCGAUCACGGUGCCGCUCACUCUUCUGGUGGUCAUUUGCUGGUGGUGA